Molecule: messenger RNA, 6888 nt
Organism: Pelobates cultripes (western spadefoot toad)
Lineage: Eukaryota; Metazoa; Chordata; Amphibia; Anura; Pelobatidae
Source: the annotation of a GenBank genome assembly
AUGCCAAAGUCAAGCAGCACAAGAGACCCCAAGGAGCAGAUCAUAGCGAAAGCACAAGGGGGACGAAACAUCGCACCACGAUCAUUCCCGCCGAGUAUACCAGGGCCUGCCGUCAAGCGAGCUACCUUCGCACAGGGACCCACCUUGCACUCACCUGCCACCCAACUUGCACCACCACGACCCAGCCGACAGCCUAAUCAAGCGACGGACGCCGAGCUCUCAGCAGGGUCUGACACCAACCCCCGGACGAUCGGCAGUGGCAGGCUACCCAACGAGCGGCUGAUACCCAGGAGAAUCUGGCAAGGACCCCACAGAACAGCAUGGAUGGCUAGGAUGCCUGCUCUGAUGGACGCUCGCUCCCCGCUACAAAGAACUAGCAGAGCAGGUAUCGGUUAGUUACGUGACUUCCCCUGUCUAUGUGGGCUCAGGACCACCCUGAAGCCAGCCCUUUCCCAUGGAGAAAGCCCGGGAAACCCCCUUGAUACACUAGGGUGAAAGAACUACCACAGCGACAUACUUAGACCUCACUUACGAUUUGUAUUGCAUGUUGUUUUAGAAUAGCAACCCUAUGUAAAUGUAACUUAAAUGGCACUCAUAAGCACACACUCACAUAGGUACUGCUGCCACACUAGCAAAGCACAAACCAACACAUGGCAACCAUAAUGCAGCAUAUCCUACAAAAUCAUAUGUAAUCACCCAAGCGAGAACCUGCAUAUCUGUAAGCACCUCACUGUAACAUUAAGCGAGAACCAUGAAUGUCUUAUAGCUUGUUAUCCUCAUGAAAAAAACAAACUGCGCUGUUUAACCUGUCACGAUGUAAUGCUAUGAAACUGCUUGCAGAGGCUGUCGUGGCUCUGCACGCUUGCUGUCAUUUCAUGCGCAAACAAAAUAAAGAAUUUAAAAAAAAAAUUUUUUUGAAAGUACAAAAAUUCUAAUAAUUUAUUUCUCCAUUUUAUGAUACCCGAUUUUCAAGGUUUGUUUUAAUUUUGGUUGUUUGGUCAAUCUUUAUUUGGUGUUGUGCACAUUUAACAAGCAGUCCUGCAUUGCCCCAGCAGCAGAUGCAAGGACAUUAAAACAUAAAUCCGCACAGUGUGUGGCAAUCACAAUAUCAGCACAGUUUUUAGGAAUGUAAAGAGAAAAUAAAACGAGCUAGGUAAAACACAAGUUAUAAGACAUUGCAUUAUGCAGGCUAGACAAACAUGUCAGAGCAUCAAUAGGAGGCAAAAUGUAGUACCGGACAUGGAAAGUAGUAAACACAUUUGUACAUGUAAUAUUAAGCUAGAGAAACUUGGAUAGUUUUAACUAGCAUGUACGAGAACCACUGGAGAGUAAAAACUAAGCAGUGCUGCACAGGGAGAUGGUAAAAAAAAUGAAAAAUUAGAAAAUCUAUGAAAAUCACUAUAACUGGUCACAGACCAAGUACAAUUAGCAGAUGAUAUCAUAGCACAGGCAGUGAGUCCAAACCUCGGUUCAACAUAUCCCCACAAGCGGCGAGACCAGAGUGCUUUCAGGAUAUAUAUCUUUCUAGUAGUUGCACCGUAGGGCCAGAUCAGGGCUCCCCUCCUUUGGCCACAGACCUGGAAUCUUCUGGGAACCAAGUCCUUCCCCCACUGGGGGUAGAGGGAAGAUCUGGAUGACCAUCGUCACUGUGGGCGAGUUAUCUUUGACAUGCGUGGCCUAUGCACAGAGGGCGAUCUUCGUUAGGCUUUCGAUCCGGGUAGGUUAACAGCAUGGUGAAUAAGUUGUUGUUGGGUUGUUGUUGGGUUGUUGUUGUUGCUACUUUUGCUUUCUUCCCUUUACCAAGCUAGGGAGGCUUUUUCACGCAGUUUGAGCCAAAAUCUCUGAAAGAUCUCAUCCAGGCUCAGUAAGGUACUCUCUGCAGAGCUGUGAGGAGGUCAUCAGAAUGGACUCAAUCCUAGUGUGUUGGUUGCUAGAACAACCGCCAUUUUACAUGGGUGAAGUUUGGUCGGCAUACAGAUCAGAACAGGAGCGUUGUGCAGCCAUAAAGACUGAUUCAGGCCAGUGAGGACCGGGAUAACCCCCACCGGUCCAUGGGGGCAGGAGGCAGUGGGACUGUGCAGCAAUCAGAUGGGCAAGGAGGUAAGCCGCCUCUCCCCAACUCCAUCCUCAGCAGGCCUCAGCAGUAUUUUUUAGGUUCCCAGGGUAGUUAAGUUUCUGUGUGUUUGUCUGAAAAACCCUGACUUUAAAACAGUAUACUGGCCGGGGUUGGCACCCCCAAACCGGACAAAUAAUCAGAAACUUGUGCACCUCACAUCUAGUCUGCUUGUUCCUCCAUUAACAGGUUUGUUUUUAAAGCAAAACAGUGCUAAUAAUCCAUUUUUCAUUUUACAAGAAUUUUUAUUUAUUCUGUUUGUAGCGGAGCUCCCUGUAUCCCAGCUGGGUACCUCUACCAAGGACCGCUUCCUAGCUGGAACAGGGAAAAACCUUAGCGCUUCUGCCCCAGUUGCUGUAGCUUGACAGGGGUCCUUCUGGAGCCUGUGCGUCCUGGAGCAGGAUAGGGACUGGAUGACACACACUCCUGGGAGCUCUAGUCCUUACAAGGAAUUUCCCCGCCGAAUCCUCCACUAGCUGAAACAAAGUGCUAAGCAGUGAUUAUAGCCCUUCCCCUCCCAGUAACUAGACGACACAUAGUUCUGUGAGUCAAUUGGUUUAAUGCAUCCAAACACAGUCUUUUUAUACACAGACCCCAGCAGGGGGUCUCCAUUGUCUUCACCACAAGCCCCUCCCAGGAAUCUCUGGGCCUAGGAGAUAAUUGUGUUAAAGACCGGUAAGCUAAUUAUCUCCCUGGAACAGAUAGACAAACAUAAAAAUAAAAAACAUAAAAAUACCCCAAAACAUCAUAAAAACAUAAAAUAACCCCUCAAAUAAUACAUCCCCAAAAUAGUCCUGAUCUGAGCGCCCAAGUUCUCCAUAUAGCGCUCAGAUCUAUGCAGUGUAGGGGAAACGCCACCAUGUUAAUGUUCUGGCCGGCCGCACACGUGGUCCUAUGCCCAAAAUAGUUCUAGGGCGUUUGGUGUUUCUGCCGUUCAACUUUCGGGAGCUUCUACGGCCGCAAUACAGGGUGCUCCGCCUGGCUCUUAGGUAGCGUUUGUUCCCCUUCCCUCCAAAAAGCGCUCUCCUGGCGGAUUUCAAAGUGGUUCAAAACCGCAAACCACCUUAUGCCGAAAAUAGUUCCAUAACAUUCGUGGCUAAGUCCUGCUGAGGUGACCAGGAACCCACGACGUUCUCAUGCCAAAUUUAGUUCCAUAGCGGUCGCGGCUAAGUACCACUGGGACUAUUUGGUCAUGCGAACGGCCACCAGAGAGCCAGCCUUCGGUUCUAUUUGCAUGAAGGGAAAGUACUGAACCAGGGGCACCCAGGGAAAGCUACUAGUGGCGGCUGGGCAGGGUAACUCCCAAAUGGUGUCCCAGACCUGGACCAUAGUCGGUGGGCAGGAGGCCAGCUUCUAUACUCCUCCAGGAGUCCGUGGUAAACGUAUGUGGGAAGGAGCGUUUGUCAUACUGUUUGCUACAUAAAAACUGUAAACAGCAGAAAAGUACCCACUUUUAACUCUUUUUCAGGGUACAAUAAUUUAUUUUUCCAAAGAUAAUUUGGCUUGUAAAACACUCCUUGCCCAAUCCCACCUGGUUGCUUCAGAUGUAGUGAUUGUUUUAUCACUCCAGUGAUCAACUUUUUGGAAAACUUAGCACCGAAAAGGAAACACAACCAGCACUUAAAGGCCAUUAGAGGGAACCUCUGUCCUGUGUAAACACUGCUGUCAGACACCAAGUGCAUGAAUUUUACAAGUCAUUCCAUUGUCUUUUAACACACUUUCCCUCAUGAAACUAACGCUCUUUCUGCUUCAGCUUUCUCUAAGCCCCUAAUAUACCUUGAACAAUGCCCCAGCAAUAAAAGAGUCUGAAAAGUGCUAUUUACAUAAUAAAAUCUUUAGAAUAGGUAGCCCUGAGCCCUUCACACAUCCCUGGAGCUCGGUCAGGUAUACAGAAACCAGAAACAUAAAGAAUUCGGUGAUGAUGACUGUUACUCAAUGAUAUGUGGAGGAAGAAAGUCAGUGGUUGUGUGGGUUAAACUAUACUGCUGGCAGAAGUAAUGAUAGGGGACCCCAGAUGCAUAAAUAAGUAUGGCCAUCCAUGCCAUUCCUAUCAAAAUAUGUAAAAGAGUACUCUAAGCACCAUAACCACUAUACAGUGCCAUAGUGGUUAUCAUGCUGAUGGUAAUACAUUUACCACUCUUAGCCAAUUAAUAAUAUCCCAUUUCGGUACGAAAACCCACUGUAGCAAAUCAACUCAGACCGAAAGCAUAAAGCAGUGCAAACACCUGAAAGAGUCAGGUAAGUGUCAAACAGUUCUUAAACCGGUGGACGGCGCUGGGGGAUUCCUGGCACCAUACCCACUGCAGAUCUGGGAAGUGGUUAUGGUACUUGGAAUGUCCCUUUAACAAGAAUCCCAUAGCAUUUACAUCCCUACAUCCUUAUGCCUUUCUCCUCAGUAAUCACACGAUGCCAACAUUUACCUGCCAAUUCCCCAUUACAUCCCCAUAGUCCCCCCUACCCUACCCAAUAUAAAUUCCCACAAUGCUCUGCAAUUUACCCCUUCCUCCCAAACUUGAGCCCCUUAUUUCUGUGCAAUUUUUCCUUCCUCUCUAAUUUACAUUCCCACAUUCCCCCGGCAAUUAUUAAACACCAUUCCGGAUUGCUUACACACCUCGCUAUUCAAGGCACAAUAUACCCAUGCGGGCUAGCUGUAUAAGACGGUCAUAACUACGCAGUACCUCCUCUGUUAGUGCUUGCUCCCUGUAAGUGUGAGCACCUCAGUCAGGAUUUUCUGUGACGAUGUUAAACAGACCCCAAGAUCUUAGGGUACAUGUAACACUGAGAUGGAUAAAUAUGUGUUGCUCUGUAAAAUGUGAAUUCCGCAGCCAUCUCACUUACACUUCUAAAGGACGGGUGAUUGCAGUAUCAAAGUGUCGAGAGGAAGUAACUGUUUCCUUAUCUAAUGCCAUCAAGGCCUCUAGCCGUAACCUAAAGCAGAACCCAUCAAAGUGCUGACUGGGGCUUACAUGAGAACUUUGGUUUUUUUUGAAAAUGAAAAUCCAGAUGAUUUUGAAACUCAGCAAAAGUUUAGAAUAAAAGAUGUAAGCUAAAACAAAGAAUUGUAAUUUUUAAAUAAAUUUAAAUAUUAACUGUUAAACAAAGUAAGACCCCGCAAGCUCCUAAACAAUAACACCAAGGCACAAAAUUUGUAGCAAUCGGGGAAUCUAAAUAAAAACACGUUAUUCUGCCUGUGGACUGCCAGUGUAAUUUGGAUUUAUUCAGAGUGACGUAGAGUGUGAUAGUCUAUGUGACAUAGUAUAAAACAAACCGUUAUGAGUGUCCCAUUUUGAUUUCCAGUGACAAAGGCUGUACCCUCAUACAAUCAAGGCCCACAUCAUGAUUUUUUAUUCCUAUAUAUCACGUUCACAAGCUGGGUAGGGCAGUAAAAUGCGUUGGUAUUUUAUAAAUAAUUUGAAUAAUACAAUGAUAGAGAUAAAGUGAGGAAAGGUGGAUAUAGUAACUGAUUUAAACAAGGGGGGCAGCAAGAAUUAAGGCAGACACAAUGGGUGAAAUUGACGGGGUCGUUAAGGGAGGUAGCCAAGAUAAUUGAUGCACAGGAGGAUCAAUGAGUGACAGGGAAUAAUGUAUUAUGGGAAAAGAAUACCAUUAAUGAGGUUCUAUAGUAAUCCUAUAUAUUUUGGGGCUGUAGCUGCCACUACUAUGACCCAUAGUGGUUCAAAAUGCUUCUUUAGCCUCACUCAGGUUGAUAGUACCCCUAAUAUCACAACAACAGUAUUAGCAAGUUGCUACAGCUUGAAAAUUCCAUUUGCCCUCUAGUGGCAAUAUCUGUUACUACAAGAAAGGAGGUAAAAGUGGCUGUUUUAAAAUUACUCUGUAUGUUCAAUGCACACACCGCCACAGUGGAUAUUCAACCUUGUUCACUUAUUAAAUCUUUAAAGAAAAAAAAUCUAAUGACAAGACAAGUCAAUAAUGUCUUUGACAUCAGUGCAACAAAGCACUUUUACUCUGGAGGUUAAGUAACCAUUUUACUUGAAGCAAAAAACAACAUAGCUCACAACGGAAGCCACAAUGAUUUUAGUCCUGUCAAAAAUAUAUUCUUUGCUUCGAUCCUGCAUCUAGACCCCGGACCCACUGCACUGCCAGACCCUCCAAACGUUGAUCCUCUCUGUGAUAUUUGAUUACACAAGGGUGAACACUCCUUCUUUGUUGAAUCUCUGUAAUUUUCACAUCACAAAGCCCUCUGGUCUGGGAAGAUUUCUUUCUGCGGAGCCUGCUUUGUGUCUUGUUGGGUUUUUGAUGAUUUUACAAGGUAGGAGUACCAGCUGUUUCCUAGAAUGCUAUGUAUAUAUUGAAGAGGUGAUGUAUCAAAAUCUUCCAGCUGUACAACUGAGGGCCCUCGAGCUGGGUUAACUAGUUCCAAUCUCAGAUCAUAGGAUGAAUAAACAGGCCAUUGGCUAUAAUCAAUAGGCAACAUGUAGGGCUCUGGAAGCACUAUGCCUAGCAGUUCCCAAUUGAUACAUCUCUCAGUGCUAGGAAUCAAUCAGCAACUUCAAUAUUUGAAAUAAAAUUAAACACAACACAAAAGUAGCAAUUAUACUUGUGUUUUUGUUUCAUUAUAUAUGACUUACGUUGUAUUCAUAUAGCUACAUUACAUUUGGUCAACAAAUUGCUUUGCGCAAAGCCAUAGACUUUAUCUUUUUUUAUUAUUAAAUAACGUAUUUUGCCAUUUUCCAGAUUUCCCAGUAGAAAAUCAGUUAUCCCAUAGCACCUCACCUUCACUCUACCGCCCCCACACCGGUGAAAGUAAGCAAUAA